CGGUGCCGGAGGCCACGCGCCAUCUGCUGGCCUCCGUCACCGGCCACAUGGAGGCGGCCAGCGACUCGCUGUUUGGCCAGCUGAACAACGUGCGCACGCCGCGCCAGAGCCCGACGCACAUGUCUCGCUCGCCGUCGCCGCCGCUUUUCGACGACGCAGCGCCGCCGCAAGACACCGACGUGGCCUUCAGCGCGGCGUUCGGCCAAACCGUGGAGGAGCUGAGUGAUCACGAGGAUGCGCGAGCUGCGAGUCCGGCUCAGCCGGCGGAGAUCGAUCUCUGGGAUUCAGCUCCCGUGGCCAAGGCCAAGACCAAUGACCAGAUCCUGAGCCUGUUCAACGCGCCGUCCACACAGCAGCGCCAGGAGGUGGAUCUGCUAAGCAGCUCGUUCCACGACGAAGCGCCGCCACCGCCACCAGAAAACCUUCUGGAUGGACCGUUGCCGCCAACGCCGGUGGUCACCAUUCUGGAAGGUUCUCCGAUCAAGUCCAGCGUUCAGGCUCAGUCUGAGGAUGCGCCACAGCCCGCGGCACCAGCUGCAACGGUCCCGGAUGCCGAAGAAAAACAAGAGGAAGAUGAGGGGGCUGCGCAGCUGGCGCCGCCACCGCCGCCAGCGGCCAAGCCGUCAUCUCCCUCGGAGGAGGUGGCUCUGCGACCGCUGGAGCUGGAGCUGGACACGCCGGUGGUGACGCUGACCGAGUCGACAGUCGAGCCGCCGGAGGAUCCGAGCAAGGCGCACACAGCGGCCGCCUUCAUGGAGGAGUUCUGCUCGCCGGUAGUGCCGGCGUCCCACAUCACGCCGCCGUCUCCGAUGAGUCCAAUCGGACCCUCGCCGCUACCGUCUGUGACCACCACACCCAUCCUGGCGGAGGGCCCGCCUCCUGGCCAGUACCAGCCGUCUGUGCCGGCCGAAGAGGCCGCGCCGCCGCCUCCACCGCCGCCGCCAGCACCGGAGCCGGUGCAGAAGCCACCGCCGCCCUCGCCCAAUCCGUUCCUGGACACGGCGGAGGCUGAGGCCGGGGCAGCGCCGGAGGAUGCGUUUGACGCGUUCGCGGCACGCUUCGAGAAGGCGGCGGACGAGACGGUCGCUGCUGACCCGUUCGAUCCGUUCGCUGGUGCCGCCGGAGCAACGGAGUCGAAAGCGUCAGCGUGGGGUUCUUCCGAGGGUGCAACGGCGGCGGCGUCAGGUCAGAUGGGCUUCGAGGACUCGGCGUUUGACUCGUUCCUAUCGAUGACGGCGCCGCCGCCGGUGCCGCAGUCGACCCCCGCCCGCGCCGCCAGCAAACAACACUCAGAAGACGAGCAGACCGACCUCAACGUUGUCAUACGGCCGCAGCAGGAUUGGGUCUCCCAGUCGCAGGUGCCGACGCUGGCGCCGCCGCCGCGACCGGCUGUCGCCGCCUUCCAGGACAACGCCAGCAUCAACCCAUUCGCCAGCGCUGCCAUGGACCUCAACCUGGAGCUGGCGCAAGCCAAAGUGGAGCGGCCGGGGCCCGGGCCGGAGCCCGAGCCGGAGGCGGGCAGCGGGCCAGCCACGCCGCUCUUCGACGACGACAUCUCGCAGCCGCUGGAGCCGUUCCCGCGCACCGUCUGGGAGACGGCCGAGUUCGACAUGUUCCUGCGUCAGCCUAACAAGAAGAAGAUCACCGGGCAGCGCUUUUGGAAGAAGAUAUUUGUUCGGCUGGCCGACAACGCCGUGCUGCAGCUGUUCCACGACCGCAAGGACGCCGACCCCUUCCAGGAGCUGCCGCUGCAGGCGUGCUACUCGGUCUCAGAUGUCGGUGCUCAGCAGUACGAUCAGUACGGUAAAAUAUUCACCGUAAAGCUGCAAUAUAUCUUCUACAAGGAGCGACCCGGUGUUCGUCCAGGGCAAAUGACGAAGGCUGAGCGCAUCACGAAGAAGAUCGGCCAGUUCGCCAUCUCCGCCUGGGAGGGCGACUACGACCGGGUCAAGGAGUUCGCCAGCGACGUGCGGAAGCUGGGCAUGCCGGUGGAGCACGCGCCUCAGAUCUCCCAGCUGCUCAAGCUGGGCACGCAGCAGUACGAGGAUGUCAAGAGAUUCGCCUCCUACGUCGAGGAAACCUUGUUUCAUGUGAACGUGCACCGUGACCGGGCUCUCAGCUACAAGACUGAGGAGGUGCAGAUCACGGGCGUGGACGAGGUGUACCUGGAGCAGGACGUCACCGGCGCCGUUACCCGACAGCUGGCUCGGGUGCGCCUCUUCUUCCUCGCCUUCCUCUCCGGUAUGCCUGAUGUAGAGCUGGGAAUCAACGACCUUCGGCGUCAGGGGAAAGAGGUGGUGGGACGCCAUGACAUCAUCCCGGUGGCCACCGAGGAGUGGAUCCGCCUCGAGGACGUCGAGUUCCACAACGCCAUCGACCUGCAGGCUUUCAAGGAGUCGCAGAUCCUGAAGUUUAAGCCCCCCGACGGCUGCUACAUUGAGCUGAUGAGGUUUCGGGUUCGGCCGCCCAAGAGUCGAGAGCUGCCCCUGCAGGCCAAGAUCAAGUACACCAUCCUCCAGAACAAGGUGGAGAUCACGGGAGACAUCCUGGUGCCCGGCUACAUCAGCAGGAAGAUGGGCCAGAUACCCUGCGAGGACGUGUCAGUGCGCGUGCCUCUGCCCGAGUGCUGGAUCUACAUGUUCCGCGUCGAGAAACACUUCCGCUACGGCUCCGUGAAGGCCUCUCACCGCCGCCAGGGCAAGGUGAAGGGCAUAGAGCGGUUCCUGGGCGCGGUGGACACCCUGGAGCAGAGCAUGAUGGAGGUGUCGUCGGGCAGCGCCAAAUACGAACAUCACCACCGCGCCAUCGUCUGGAGGAUACCCCGGCUGCCCAAGGAGGGCCAGGGUGCCUACACAAACCACACGUUCUCCUGCAAGCUGAACCUGACGUCGUUCGACCAGAUGCCGGAGACGUUCGACAAGUUCUGCUGGGUGGAGUACACGAUGCCGCACACCACCGCGUCUCACACGGUGUGCCGGUCGGCCUCGAUCAGCGGCGGCAGCGGCGACCCGCCAGAGAAAUACGUCCGCUACCUGGCCAGGUACGAGUACAAGGUGGAGAUGGAGUUCAGCUACUCGAGAGAAGAGCCUGCUGCGUACGUCUCAGCCACGCAGACCUCGACAGCGAAGCCGGCCGCGGAGCCGCCGCCGCCACCUAAACCGCCUUCCAGUGACUCGGACUCGGACUCGGACUAGAUGAGACGC
Pollicipes pollicipes is the source of this 3203-nucleotide messenger RNA. RefSeq names its product stoned B (gene stnB). The record is from RefSeq and is a predicted model, not a curated record. Gene Ontology annotation, biological process: intracellular protein transport; regulation of endocytosis; endocytosis. The coding region runs from base 48 to 3194 and encodes 1048 amino acids. The transcript has 16 exons. NCBI's taxonomy places the organism in Eukaryota, Metazoa, Arthropoda, Thecostraca, Pollicipedomorpha, Pollicipedidae. Gene Ontology annotation, cellular component: clathrin adaptor complex.